AUGGCUUCCCCAUACACUGAUCCAACAAGAUUUGUUUCCACACGGUAUCAUCGUGCAUGGUUGGCCAGUGGUUGCAUCUCUGUGCUAAUUUCCCUAGCCAAAGCCGUUACCGGUGCAUCCAGAUCCAGUCCACGUACAUGGCUCCAGUUAAUAGCAUCAGGCCUGGUCGGGUACGUGAUGGCGGACCUUGCUACUGGAAUAUAUCACUGGGCCAUUGAUAACUAUGGCUGCUCCAAAACUCCUAUAUUUGGACCCCAAAUAGAAUCAUUUCUAGUCCACCAUCGAAUUCCAUGGGCAAUCGCAACACGUCCAGUGGCUUACAACCUCCACGUUCUAGCUCAAGGAGUAACUUUCAUGGUGCUUCCUAUAACCCUUCUUUAUAACGAUCCAGUUCUUCUAGGAUUUAUGGGGGUUUUUGGAGGAUGCAUUAUAUUUUGCCAGCAAUUUCAUGCAUGGGCUCAUGGUGCAAAACCCAAGCUUCCCCAGCUGGUGGUGGCGCUGCAAAAUGCUGGAAUAAUUGUACCGCGGUUGCAACACGCAGCACAUCAUCGUCCUCCAUACAACAGCAAUUAUUGCAUUGUGAGUGGAAUGUGGAAUAGAUUUCUGGACAAGUCCAAGUUUUUCGUGGCACUGGAGAUUAUCUUGUUCUAUAUGCUUGGAGUGCAACCAAGAUCAUGGACUGAACCCAACUCUGAGUCGACCCAAGGGACUGAAUUUCAAGAUUAUUGA
Molecule: messenger RNA, 729 nt
Organism: Fraxinus pennsylvanica
Lineage: Eukaryota; Viridiplantae; Streptophyta; Magnoliopsida; Lamiales; Oleaceae
Source: the annotation of a GenBank genome assembly